This is a messenger RNA of Equus quagga, 2326 nucleotides long. Its product is annotated as aldo-keto reductase family 1 member C15-like. Gene Ontology annotation, cellular component: cytosol. Gene Ontology annotation, molecular function: ketosteroid monooxygenase activity; aldose reductase (NADPH) activity; steroid dehydrogenase activity. The record is from RefSeq and is a predicted model, not a curated record. NCBI's taxonomy places the organism in Eukaryota, Metazoa, Chordata, Mammalia, Perissodactyla, Equidae. Bases 93 to 1067 code for a protein of 324 amino acids. The transcript is spliced from 9 exons. Gene Ontology annotation, biological process: steroid metabolic process.
AUAAAGAAUGCUGGAGCCUUGUCUUCUACUCAGCUUCCAGUCAGGGAAAGGCAGGAAAGAAGGAGUCAGGUUCUCCAGGACUGUGGACGGUGAUGGCCCUCAAUCAUAGUCGUUCUGUGAAACUGAAUGAUGGACACUUUAUGCCUGUGCUUGGAUUUGGCACUUAUGCUUUAGAGGAAGUUCCUAAGAGCAAAGCUCGGGAGGCCACCAAAGUGGCUAUUGAUGUGGGUUUCCGUCACAUUGAUUCAGCAUACGUCUAUCAAAAUGAGGAGGAGGUCGGCAAGGCCCUCCGAGAGAAGAUGGCGGAUGGCACUGUGAAGAGAGAGGACAUAUUCUACACCACCAAGCUUUGGAGUACUUUCCUUCGACCAGAAUUGGUUCGUCCAGCCCUGGAAAGAUCACUGAAGAAACUUGGACUGGACUACGUAGAUCUCUUCAUCAUGCAUUUUCCAAUCCCCAUGAAGUCUGGGGAUGAGAUUCUGCCAAAAGAUGCCAGUGGGGAAAUUAUCUUCGACACAGUGGACCUUCGGGACACAUGGGAGGCCCUGGAGAAGUGUAAAGAUGCAGGUUUAACCAAGUCCAUUGGGGUGUCCAAUUUCAAUCACAAACAGCUGGAGAUGAUCCUGAGCAAGCCAGGGCUCAAGUACAAGCCUGUCUGCAACCAGGUGGAAUGUCACCCUUACCUCAACCAGAGCAAACUGCUGGAGUUCUGCAAGUCCAAGGACAUUGUCCUAGUUGCCUACAGUGCCCUGGGGUCCCAUAGACACCCAAACUGGGUGGAAAAGGACAGUCCAUAUGUCUUGGAGGAUCCAACCUUGAAGGCUAUUGCCAAGAAACACAAUCGAAGUCCAGGCCAGGUUGCCCUGCGCUACCAGGUGCAGCGGGGGGUGGUGGUCCUGGCCAAGAGCUUCAAUGAGAAGAGAAUCAAAGAUAAUUUCCAGAUUUUUGACUUUGAAUUGACUCCAGAAGACAUGAAAGCAAUUGAUGGCCUCAACAGAAAUUUCCGAUAUGCUAAGUUACUCUUUGCUGUUGAUCACCCUUAUUAUCCAUUUUCUGAAGAAUAUUGACCACGAGCUAUCCAUCAUGAGCUCCAACAAUUUACUGUCUCAGGCUGUGGAGAGGAUUUCUGUACUCGGUGGAGGUGAUUCAAACCAGCAUCUGUAGCUUCAGGCCCCUGGCCUUUCUGUUUUUGCAUUUUUAUUUCUUUUGUCUUACGAAAUAAGAAAAAGUUCAAAGUGAGCAUGUUGUCUUUUCCUGAUUAUUAAAAUAAUACAUAGCAAUUACAGAAAACUUGAAAAAGGAAGGAUAGAGAGUAAAAGUAACAUAAUUAGCCCAUUUAAAGAUUCUUGAACUUUUGGCGCAUUUUCUUUCAUGAUUUUCCUAUAGCACCAUUGGGGUGUGUGUUUAUUUACAAAUAGAAAUAACCUUCAAUACACAGAUUGUAUGCUUUUCUUUCCUUAAGAUAUAAUUAUUUUCCCAAGCCAUCAAAUAUUGUUAAAAAUUCCACUAUUAUAUUUUUCUUGUUGUAAAGCAGUCUAUCUUAUUGAUUUAUUUACUUCCUCAACCGUCUGCAUAUGUUUUGGCAUUUUGACUCGUUCUUGUAUAGUUUGCCAUUGAUUCACUUACCUCAUUCAGCCAAAAACUUAUUGAACAUCCUUUAUGUACCAGAUAUUCUUUUAUCAAAAAAUAAAAUAGACAAGAAUUAAAUUAAGAUGAGAAGUGUCUCGAGUUUACAGGCUAAUGGGGGAAGAAGACCAUGAAGGCAAUAAGGAGUACUUAGCUGUUAGAAAUGGAUAUGUGUGUUUUGAGAGAUAAUUCGCAGGGUCUCUCAUUUCUUUCUCCCUGAUAAGCAGAGGCACUGUUUAUCCUGCAUUCUGCAGUGCUUUUUCAAGAAGUUUGUGCAGAAGACAGCCUUGGAAUGUAGAGAUAGUAGCUCCAUUCAUAGAAAUGGAAGGCAUGCCUGCUGUCCAGUAACAGAAAGAAAAUAUCUCCCUCCAGAGAAAGGGUAGGGAUGCUCAGUGCCUGCUAGAAUGCAUCUGAGUUUCCUAGACGGAGGUUUUCCUCCUGCAAGUCAACCUUCAAGUUCGGGUGUCAUGUGGGCCCCUUCACUUCACUCUGUAGAAACGGGGACCCAAGGACCCAGCACAGCAAUCCGUAACACGGGAAACAUUUUCACAAUAUAUCUGUGCAUCAAAUCAUCACAUUGUAAAUCUUAAACCUACACAAUAUUAUAUGCCAACUACAUUUUAGUAAGGCUGGAAAAAAUGUUGUUGCUUUGGCUACAUCAAUUGAUGUGAAUAAAUAAUAAACGGUCCUUCUUCUCUGA